AUGGAUUUACAACAAGGAUUUCAGUGGUACAUGGUACAGACAAACACGAUCAUCCUUCUACUACCUUCUCCUCCCUAUUGGAGACAAAAACUAGCCAAAACUGUUGCCCUGGGAUUUAAGAUAGCGUCCUUGAGUGAACAAAGUCGAGUUAGGGAAUUAUUUGAUUCUGUGACUUUGGGAGUAGUUCGAUCGCUUGAAAAGAAGCCAGGUGUAUUAGAUUUCCGUCUACUUGAUAGACGACAAGCGGAAAAACACAUUAUCUUUACUUGGGAUCUGAAGAACAUGUGUAUCUUGCCAGAGGACUUGAGGAGUUUUUUCCUCACAACAAAUGGACUGUUAAUUCAGUGGAUCAUCAAGUUUGAUGGUAAUUAUUGACAAUGCAUCUUUGAAAAAAUAA
Pocillopora damicornis (cauliflower coral) is the source of this 397-nucleotide messenger RNA. RefSeq names its product tubulin polyglutamylase complex subunit 2. The record is from RefSeq and is a predicted model, not a curated record. Lineage: Eukaryota; Metazoa; Cnidaria; Anthozoa; Scleractinia; Pocilloporidae. Gene Ontology annotation, biological process: protein polyglutamylation.